AUGUCCAGCACUACCACGACGACGCCAGGGAGCAAGCACGAGCAGCGACCAGCAGCUGUGCCUCUGGUAUCCUCGCUUCAUCAACGUACAGCUCCUGGACGCAACUCGUUUGCAGCUACCGACGUCAUUGCUGCUCACCGUAUCAAAUCUGAGCUUACUUGGUAUCAACUUGUACAUGCCGAAAUAAUAGCUGUGACAAGUGCUAUGCGGAAAAACGCUCGGUGGUCUGGGAUGAACGUGAAUGGUCUUAAUAUGGGAGGACUUGGCAUGAGCAUGGGCUUGCGUAAAGGACAUGGUGGCAACAGUGAACUGCAUUCCCGUAACCAAGAGAAUCCAUUAAUGGGUGGAUUUGCCAGUUUGAGAGAGUAUUUAAAUACUGUUCAAGAAGUUGAGGAUCUCGAUGCUUUGCUGCUGUUGAAUCCAUUUCUGGAAGUCAUUCGAUCUGGCAACACAACUGGUCCGAUUGCAGGUACAGCUCUUGGGAGCAUUGAAAAAUUCUUACACUAUGGCAUUGUUGGUCUUCGCAAUCCAAGUAUCGCCUUUGCUAUGAAUGCACUCUCAUCAGCUGCCACCCACUGCAAGUUUGAAGCUUCCGAUGCUGCCUCUGACGAACUCGUUCUUUUGCGUAUGCUGCAGGUUCUGGAAAUGGCAUUGACAAGCGAAAGCGGCCAGGUGCUUAGCGAUGAAGCCGUAUGUGAAAUGAUGGAAACAGGACUCAGCAUGUGCUGUCAAAUGCGUUUGAGUGAAAUGCUUCGCAGGUCAGCAGAACAUGUUAUGAUCAAUAUGGUGAUUGCUAUUUUUGAAAGAUUAAAAACACUGGAAGACGAAUGGGUGUACAUUGAUUCGCCAACUUGUCGUUCAGAAAACAUCGACGCUGCCAGCAAAGAUAUCAAUAAAGGUGCCCCGCAUAUGAGCACACCAAGGCAGUCUUCAUCACCGACACUUUCUACAGAACAGCAACCAUCAUCAACCACGGUUAACAAAGAGUCAAUUGACGUGGAAAACGACCUUGCUGAAGGAAACACUGAUACUACGGAAGGAGCAGCAUCGAAGCAGAAAGAGGAGCACGAGGAUGAAGAAGAGAAAGAAAAUAAUGAAAUUAUAGAACCUGCACCUUUGCGUCCAUACGGUCUCCCUGCUAUUCGAGAGCUACUACGGGUUUUGAUAUCUCUACUUAAUCCGCAUGAACAUAAGCACACGGAUUCAAUGCGUCUGAUGGCAUUAAGCAUUCUCAACGUCGCAUUCGAAGUGGGAGGGAAGAGCAUUAGUCGUUUCGAGAUACUCAGGAACCUGGUGGCAGAUGAUUUUUGCAAAUAUUUGUUUCAGUUGGCGAAAACGGAAUCCACGCAAUUAUUGAGCCUGACACUUCGAGUUAUUUACACUGUCAUGGAUACCAUGCGGCCGUAUCUCAAGCUGCAACAAGAACUCUUCCUUUUCUUUUUGAUUGAGCGAUUAUCUCCAGCUAGCGGGGUGGGUAGCAGAGCAAUGGUGAUCGACAUGGAUGACGAAGGCAAUAUAUCAUUGGUUCACUCUUCUGGAAAAGAUGGCAAUGAUGUAAAAACGAGCACCGGUCAUGUCGAUGUACGCAGCGGAUCACCUAAUAUCUAUGGGAAAUCCAACAAGAAUCAGAGUAUUGACCGCAACACAUCUCCAGAAGUGCGCGAAUUACUUCUUGAAUGUCUGCUCCAGUGCUCUCGAAUCCCGACGUUUAUGGUAGAUCUUUGGUAUAACUAUGAUUGUGACCUUUCAUGCGGGGACUUAUUUGAAGAAGCUAUCCAAUUCCUAAGCAAGAAUUCAUUCCCUGAUCCAAAUGGGUAUCCAGCUUUUGAUUCUCAUUUUCUAUGCCUCGAUACACUGUUGAUGUUUAUCGAUCAGAUGGUUGAGCGGACAAAUACAGAUAUCAAUACUGGUUCCAUCCCAAAGUCUUUUAUAGACCCAGAAGAACUUAUGACACGAAAGGCAAGAAAGCGAUUAAUCUUGAAGGGUGCAUCUCUGUUCAAUGAAAGCCCCAAAAAGGGAAUUCAAUUUCUUUUGGAAAAUGGCAUUGUUGUGCCCGAUGAAGAUGGUGAUGUGAAUGUCAGCCUUGCUCGUUUCUUGGGUACAACCCAGCAGCUCAACAAGAAGAGUCUUGGCGAAUAUCUUGGAAGACCGGAAAAUCUAUCACUGCUGCAAGUGUUUAUGCGACAAUUCGAAUUUUCAGGAAAACGGAUGGAUGAGUCACUUCGAAUUGUGCUGGAGACCUUCCGCCUACCUGGUGAAUCACAACAAAUCAUGCGAGUAGCCGAUACAUUUGCAGAAGUGUUUUUUGAGACCAACCCGGUGGAGAUAGCAAAUUCGGAAGCUGCACAGGUUCUCGCAUAUUCUAUCAUCUUGCUCAAUACAGAUCAGCAUAAUCCUCAAGUCAGGAAACGUAUGACCCUGGACGAUUACAUGCGAAACCUACGAGGCGUCAAUGGCGGUAAUGAUUUUUCAAAGGAUUAUUUGAGAGCUAUAUAUGAGACCAUUCGACAUGAUGAAAUUGUUAUGCCGGAAGAGCACGAAGGACGACUUGGAUUCAACUACGCCUGGAAGCAACUUCUUCAUCGCGCAGAUUCCUGCGGAUCGUUUGUUGUUUGUGAUACAACCGCGUACGACAAGGAUUUAUUCCGAUUAGCAUGGAAACCUGCAUUGGCUGCGAUUGCUUAUGCAUUCGAUACUGCCCAAGAUGACAGUACGCUUCAAAAGGCCAUCUCAGGAUUUCAUCAAUGUGCUAUGCUUUCUGCUCAUUUCCAAUUACACGACGUGUUUGAUGCGAUUGUUAUUAAUCUUGCUAGCAUGACUGGCUUGAUCGAAAAGACGAACAGCCGAAACUCGGUCCCUGAUCCCAUUGUAGAUGUUGCAGGUCAAAAGUAUGUAGUCAGCGACUUAGCAAUACGAUUCGGUCGUAACUACAAAGGGCAAUUAGCCGCUGUGGUCGCAUUUGCAGUUGUAACACGGCAUGGCAAUUCGAUGCGAAAAGGCUGGAAGAAGAUACUCGAGAUUAUUCGCAACUUAUUUGUCAAUUCAUUGCUGCCCGGCUCCAUGCUUCAAGUAGAAGACUUUUUAUCAGGCACUACGAGUAUCCCGUUAAAACCAAAGACACCUGCACCUGCCAAGCAGCAAAAUAGGCGGGACGGAUCGCUAUUGUCGACCUUAUCAUCUUAUUUGCUUUCACCAUAUGCGAAUGAUGAGGGAUACAGGGCCGAUCCAAGCGAAGAAGAAGUCGAAAGUACAAUGUGUGCAGUUGACUGCGUUACAGCAUGUAAACUGGAGGAGCUUUUCGGAGAUAUGAGCUCAUUGGAUAAUGAUACCCUUGUGUCCCUUAUGACUGCUAUGCAGGACGUGGGGUACAACACGGAAGAAGUUGAAUCGCCAGAGGGAAGUACCCCAUAUAACCCAGUUACUGUGCUCUUUUUAGAGUUCAUAGUCAGCAUUGCUAUUCGAAACGGUGACAGGAUUCAGCUACUUUGGCCAUACGCUGUAGAUUACAUAUUUAGUGUGCUCAAGCACGCUGAUAAGCAGAGUGUGCUGGUGGUUGAACGGACAGUGGUCGCACUUCUAAGGCUCUGUAUCUCCUUUUCAGCAAAGGACGAAAUGCAAGAUAGCAUUUUACAGUGUUUGAAGGUGCUUCGCGAUUUCCCGCCUGCUGUAACGCAAGCUGUGGGUGAGCAGAUGAUGGCUGGCAUUUAUAGUUUGUCAAAUGCCAAUUCUGAGAAUCUCAACAAAUCCGAAUUCGUUGAAACCAUUUUGGAAAUCAAGCAGAAGGUGGCUAGCGCAAUGUAG
Lichtheimia ornata is the source of this 3801-nucleotide messenger RNA. RefSeq lists its product as uncharacterized. The record is from RefSeq and is a predicted model, not a curated record. NCBI's taxonomy places the organism in Eukaryota, Fungi, Mucoromycota, Mucoromycetes, Mucorales, Lichtheimiaceae. The transcript has 22 exons. The coding region runs from base 1 to 3801 and encodes 1266 amino acids. Gene Ontology annotation, molecular function: guanyl-nucleotide exchange factor activity. Gene Ontology annotation, biological process: regulation of ARF protein signal transduction.